AUGCUUCCUUUCGCGCAGCCAACGUCUGUCUUUCAGACGGAAAAAUGUUCGUUCUCCUACGGGACUACGGGGCAUCUGGACCUUGACCGGCCUCCGACUAUCGAGACCACAGCCACAGCAGGCUCUGGCAGCAAGGUCAAGAAGCCAUGGUCAAAUUUCCAGGAUCUUGAUUACGUCUUUGAAGUAGAUCUGGUGCUACCAAAAGAAUGCGCAGAAGAAGCUCAAAAGAGGCUAGUAGCCGCCCGUCCUUCGUAUUGUUUUAUGCGCAUGGUCAUGACAGUUGGCCAAAUUCUCGAGGGUGAUUUUUUCAAGAAUUACAUCAAAGCAGGGAACGUUCAUAUUCUAUCUCAAGGCUAUGUCAACAAGGACGAUGUCUUUGCUUUCAGAAAUGGACUCUUGACCAUGUUCCUCGAUAGAGAAUCUUAUGAGCGGACAGGCUUAGUGGGCCGGCCACAUGGUGCCAAGGGUGGCCGAGGACUGCGGUCUCGUUGGGUACUAGAGUUUGAUCUCAAGGCCGCGUCCAUGUGGCCCGGCAAGAACGGAUUUGACCGACUUAUAUAUGCCUGCAACCACGUGUUCGUCAAACCGCUCACAUGGCUGUUCCACAGCUCUUUAGAUUCCCCGAGUCCGGAUCCCCUAACCCCAUAUUGUCCCACGGUGUGCACUGUUAUACCCACCAUAGCAACAUACACCAAUGUCAAGUUGCCACCUCUCGAACGCCCUGCCAGCCUUAUCGCCAACGAAAAUAGCCACAAUUCGGCGAUUGAGGCCGAAGAGGCUGUUUUUGAGCUGUAUGAAUGGAUAUCCCUUGUGCGCCUCGGCAGUCCCCGUGUCCGAGCCAACGACAGUAUUGACCCGUACCUGAGCCGCUAUGAGGUACCCGGCACCAUAGCAGAUGAGGCUACUGCUGGAGAUGUGUGCACGAUCAGCUGGCGCGGUUUUUUUUCACCAUCAUGGGUCUGCCACACCCUUCUUGAUGCGAUGCUCGCCUUUCCUUCAGCCAAGUCGUGGUUUGCUAUGUCCGCAUCAGGUAUUCCAAGCUCCAAAAACAUCGCAAAUGAGGGAGCCGAGUGUACACUGUUCAAGCCUCAGAAAGCCUCCGGUGACUUUCUGCUUUGGGCAAUCCAUGGUCAUGAAUAA
Messenger RNA from Grosmannia clavigera kw1407, 1140 nucleotides. Its product is annotated as ribonuclease p protein subunit. Bases 1 to 1140 code for a protein of 379 amino acids. Gene Ontology annotation, biological process: tRNA 5'-leader removal; endonucleolytic cleavage in ITS1 to separate SSU-rRNA from 5.8S rRNA and LSU-rRNA from tricistronic rRNA transcript (SSU-rRNA, 5.8S rRNA, LSU-rRNA); tRNA 3'-end processing. Lineage: Eukaryota; Fungi; Ascomycota; Sordariomycetes; Ophiostomatales; Ophiostomataceae. Gene Ontology annotation, cellular component: multimeric ribonuclease P complex; ribonuclease MRP complex. The record is from RefSeq and is a predicted model, not a curated record. Gene Ontology annotation, molecular function: ribonuclease MRP activity; ribonuclease P activity. The transcript is spliced from 4 exons.